AUGGAUAUCUCCCAGCUUGUCACUUCCAUCGAUGCAGCCAUAGCGAGUCUCGGCCAGGCGCCACCAUCUGACGCCGAUCGUCAACAGCUUCUGGCAGCUUCCAAACGACUCCAAGAGGCAUCAGAAUCCCCUCUAGAUGCAACUGCAUCCAUUGUUCUUGGUAUCCAUCGCCAAGCAGCCAUCCGAACAGCUGUUGACAUGGGACUCUUCCCUGCUCUCCUCGGUGCGGGAGAAGGAGGCAUCACUGCCCUGGAGCUGGCGGAAAAGACCAAGUCUGACGAGAUUCUCGUCACCCGUAUCAUGAGAGUUGUAACAGCCACUGGCUAUGCGAAGGAAUUUGGAGUUCGGCACUACACAACGACUCCCAAGACUGAAUUAUUCGGGCCCAAAUCUCCAUUGAUUGAUGUGAUUGUUCAUAUGGCACCACACGCCCAAGCCCUCGUUAAGCUCCCCGAAUACUUCCGCGUAAACGGCUACGCAAAUCCCAACUCCAUGACCUCGGGGCCUUUCCAGUUCGCCUUCAACUUCAAGGGCACAUACUUCGAUUGGUUGAAAUCCAUUCCCGAAGAGCAAGAAGCUUUCAACCGCAUGAUGGCCCUCACGCGCAUGGGGCGGGGAGAAGAAUGGUUUGACUUCUUUCCCACUGAAUCACGCUUCAGCUCCACUGAUCCCUCCUCCCCUCUCCUCGUCGACAUCGGUGGCGGCUUAGGGCACGACUUAUCUGCUUUCCACAAACGGUUUCCAAAUCUCCCUGGGAAGCUUAUCUUGCAGGAUCUCGAACCUGUCAUCAGCAAUAUCACCUAUCUAGACCCAAAGAUUGAACGACAGAUUUAUAACUUCUUUACACCGCAACCGGUGCAAGGAGCGCGUGCUUACUAUAUGCGACAAAUCUUACACGAUCACCCUGAUGGUCCUGCUAUUGAGAUACUUAAAGGGAUUCGGGAGGCUAUGACGAAGGAUAGUGUGUUGCUUGUCAAUGAGAAUUUCUUGCCGGAGAUGGGAGCUUCGUUGUAUAACGCGGAGAUUGAUCUUUCGAUGAUGGCGCUAUUUGCGAGUAUGGAGAGGACGGAGAAGCAGUGGGUUGCUUUGCUUGAGGAAGCUGGGUUGAGCGUAGUCAAGGUUUGGACACCUAAGACGCAGUUGGAUGGUAGUGGGACGGUAUUUGAGGCUGUGAGGAAGGACUGA
Hyaloscypha bicolor E is the source of this 1185-nucleotide messenger RNA. Its product is annotated as sterigmatocystin 8-O-methyltransferase precursor. NCBI's taxonomy places the organism in Eukaryota, Fungi, Ascomycota, Leotiomycetes, Helotiales, Hyaloscyphaceae. The transcript is spliced from 4 exons. The record is from RefSeq and is a predicted model, not a curated record. Bases 1 to 1185 code for a protein of 394 amino acids. Gene Ontology annotation, molecular function: O-methyltransferase activity.